GUCCUUAGACAGAUCAAUUCCCAUGGUUCGACCAGCCCCAGGUUCAGUUUAUAUAUGAACCCUAUUCACUGUAACCCUCAUCACUCUGACUCCCAUCGCUGGCCUUUUGCAGACUCUUUUCAAGACCAGAAAUGGAUGCUACUCUGAAUGGCAGCAAUCCUAUGUUCGCAGACGAAGCUGCGGACAUCGCCUUGCUCUCAAAGGACAAUAUGACGUUUCGCAUGUGCUCCAACGUCUUGUGGACGACAUCUGGAUGGUUUCGCACCCUGCUCACUCUGCCACAGGCUGCUACAAGAACCGAAUCAGUUGAUCAGAGUCCCAUUCACCUUGAUGAGCCGUCAGAUGUCGUAACAGGCCUCUUCGAAACGAUUAGCGGAAUUGGAUUACCAAAACUCGACACCCUCGAGUAUGCAGAGGCAUUGCUCAAUGCCGCAGAGAAAUACGAUAUGCCUGGGCCGCCGGCCAUUAUCAGGAAACUCGUAACGCAGCCACCACUCAUAUUACAACCUCUCCGUGUAUACGCUAUUGCGGUGCAUUGGGGUUGGCACGAGGAGAUUAAGAUCGCAACUUCACACACCCUUACCCUGGAUCUUUGCAAUCCCGAUAUUCUUAAACAAGUCCAAGGUAGCUCACUCUCUGCAACAUCGUUUUCUCGGCUGCUGGCAAUCCAUCAUACUCGUCGUACUUCAAUUCAACGAUGCCUCACAGACAAUGGUGUAUUCACUGCCAAUUCUUCCCCGCCUUGCAGAAAGUGCCAAGCAAGUAAUUCUCACGAAGCUUGGCGUACCUUUAAGAUUACCUGUAUGCAAGAGGCAGAGAGUCGCCCCUUUGGCGAGAAGCUCACGAUAUCUGAUAUUCUGGAACGUCCUCGCGGCUUGUUCCUGUGGUCAACCCCUUUAUCAGGCCCGAACGACCCUGGAAGCACUCGCAACGAUGCUUAAACUGCUUGAGGAUUUGGUGAACAAGAUCGAGGUAUGAUCUAUAGUCAUUACGAGUCCCUUGCUACUGUCUGAGGGAUCGAGUCACUUUGUGCAGGUUUAGACAUCACGAGGCGCUUUGCUGUUUACUUCAAUGAAUAAAUUGAUGGGCUAUAAGAAUUCCGGUCGUUGGCGAGGUGAAUAAGCGGGCAGAGGCUGUUCUGCCUUGUUCUUUUUAGCUUCAUAAUAGCAGGUAGCUUUCAGAAACAGUCAGACCUGCGGGGGAUGACGUAUGAGGGAGUGGAGCUUGUGGAGAUGAGGUUGUACCUUCAGGUCUUUGGGCAUCUCGUUUAAGAUUGCCAUGAUUCUUUCAAAAGUAGUUCGAGCACUACACAGGAGCCAUCUCUAAUCACUUCGUGCAAUGAGAUUAUCUAAGAACGCUGAUCGUUCAUGAGUAU
Somion occarium is the source of this 1375-nucleotide messenger RNA. The record is from the annotation of a GenBank genome assembly. Lineage: Eukaryota; Fungi; Basidiomycota; Agaricomycetes; Polyporales; Cerrenaceae.